Gordionus sp. m RMFG-2023 is the source of this 3949-nucleotide messenger RNA. RefSeq lists its product as uncharacterized. The record is from RefSeq and is a predicted model, not a curated record. The transcript has 10 exons. Bases 143 to 3766 code for a protein of 1207 amino acids. NCBI's taxonomy places the organism in Eukaryota, Metazoa, Nematomorpha, Gordioida, Chordodea, Parachordodidae.
CGACAAGAAUGGUAUUGUUAAACGGCUCAAUUUGAGCUAAUUUUUAAAAACGGCUAACUCAAUAUUUUAUCCAGAAAUAUUAAUCAAGAAGAAUUUGGUCAUAGAUGCCACAAAGAUUUGAACCGCAUGAAAAUUAUUUAAAAUGAGAUCUCGAAUUCUUAUUGACACCCCUUUAUCUGCCACUUGCAAACAAAAGGAAUGCAUCCCGGUUGUUGCCUGCUGUGUCGAAACUCUACUAUCAAGCAUGCAACCCCUAGAUCAUCCUCUCUUUUUGUCAUUGCUAAAUGGCUCUGGGCAGAAGUUGAAUUACCAUAUGAAACUCAUAUUUCUAGCCUUGUGGGCACUCGCUUUCUGCCAUCAUACCCUAUGCCAUUUACGUUUAACUUUUCCUCUUCCGAGGAAAUUAUCAACUGAUUUCAUGCACGAAAACCCACCUUGCGGCAACACCGUUAAAAGUUUGGUUCCAUUUCCGCUUAAAAGAAAAAACUUUUACAAAAUAACAUGGGACGUUACUCACUCCCUUCCUGGACUUAUCAAAUUGCAGUUAUUAGAUUCGCAAGGGAAUUUAGUAUAUAACAUAUCCGAAACUAGCUGUAGCAAUGGUUCAAUGCAUGUUCAAUCCUUGUUAUGGACAGUUCCGGACACCAUGAACUGUCCUGAUUGUAUUUUAAGGUUGAGCCAGAACGUAGAGUUACACGGACAAAAUUACAACCUCUAUAGUUGCGCUGAUGUAUCUAUUAGUUCGAAUUACACCCUGUUAUGUUAUAAUAGAGGUUACCCUGUUAACGGAAAGUGUUUAUGCCGACAACUUAAUAGAGGUGAGUAUUGUCAGUUUGAAAACGAGUGCGAAGAUCAGGAGGAUUGCGGAGGUGGAAAGAGGGGAUCUUGUAAACAAUACAGCAGAACCUACUUUCCUCAAAAAAUGUGUUAUUGUCAUCAUGGCUUUUACAUGUCCAAAUGCUCAGCGAAAUCUGAUAUUAACCGCUUUGCCUUCUCGCCAGAUAAAGCUCUAACUUUAGGUUACGAAAGUCAUGAUCUUUGUCCGAACUGCCCACUUAAGAUGUUUUGGAAAAUUCUGGAAGAUACCUGUGAAAUAGAGAUUGUCUUGAUGGGGCCUAUCAAUAUGCAAAUAGGCCUGGGAUGGAGAUGGAAUAAUUUCACUACUCUAUGCCGGAAUUUUCCCUUUUACAUGCCAUCCUUUAACGAUAAUUCAUUAGAUCCGUUCGAAUGUUUAGACGUUGUUACUGGGCAAGCUCAUGGGAACUCUUUAAGAGUUGAGGAUAGAUACGCGCAAACAAGUUUCGCAUCUCCAGAAAUGGACACUUUCUAUGGGUCAAGUUCGGAUGAUUUUGGAAGUGCUAUGGCCACUGAAUCUCUAUUCCACCUCUUCGUAAUAUUUACCAAAAAAAUUGGUGGAUAUUCUUACAUCAAUAGACCUAUUCAUCUCAAGGUCCCUGAUAAUUUUAGGAACAAACGUCAAGUGAAAACUGAUUCUAAUUUUACAUCACCAAUUAAUUUAGACGUCGCUGAAAGCAUUCAAAAAAGAGAAAGCAACGAAAAUAAGUAUACAGAUCAAUUGUAUCGGGCCGACCCUUUUGAUAUUCCUAUAAUAGACGGCCCUAUGCAUCUGGCAUGGGGUCUUUAUCCUGAAUCUAAAGGAGCCAGAUUUAAUUUUGGUAUGAUAGACGAAAACAGUAAGGGUUUUGUACUUUUGGAUAUGUGUAAAGGGAAGUGCGAUAAAUGUAGGAUUAAAAAGGAAAGAGUAAAGGAAACGAAUUAUUUUGAUCAAUUGAAUGAUAACUUGGAUAAUAGAAUAAUCGACGUUGAUUCUGGGGAGUCAAGAUUAGAGGAGAAUAGUAAUGUUGAGCCCGACCAAGAAAAUAAUGCUGAGGUGCCCUAUAAUAAGAAUUAUUACGAGAGGAGAAAUGUAAAGGGUGGCAGAGAUGAUGUUAUUAAAAAGUUGUUAUCGAAAAACAAAAAUAUUACUUAUAUUGAAAAAAAUAUUAAUUUGGUACAAUUGAACAAUAAAAGCUCGCUUGUUCCAAAGGUCAAUGAUUUUAAAAAACUGCGAAAAGAAGAAAAUCAAGGCGAUAAAAAUGAAAGCAUUGUCAUUUACAAGUUUAGGAAUAGCGGGAAAGAGCCAACGAUUGAAAUGUUUAGCAAGUUUGAUUUUGAGAGCAACAUAUUUGAUAUGAAUGAUACGAUGAAGAAUAAAUUAUCAUCGCAAAGCGAGUCGGUUGAUCUAAUUUCUCCUAUCAUCCGUUUGAAUGGAUCGUCUAAAAUGUACAAAUAUUUUGUUUCUCCAGAUAUAUAUGUUUUACCGAAUGCUCAGUCACAGAUUUUUAGUAAAUUAUACCCACUAUCGUUAAAUGGGGCGAAUAAGAUCUCACCCAUAAAAUUACAAAAGUUGAAUGGAACUCAGAAAGGACAAGAAGAACCUCCAUUUUCAAUGUAUAGUACCAAAAAAUUAAAAGAUAAUAAGAUAUUAGAAGAUCUUGUUGAAUUAGAGACAUUUAAUUUUACAGAUCAUAAUAAAGUAAUGGAAACAGACGGUGAUAAUGAAAAGAUAUCUGAGAAGCUGGAAAGAUUUUUUAAAAACCAUACCACUUUAGGCAAUGUAAUGGAUCCAUCCAUCAAUAUCACAAUUUUUCGCAAUAUUUCAUCUAACAUUAAAAGCAAUUAUUCUAUUCCGGUUCAGGAGGAAAUUUCAAUUAAUAUCACAAAUAUAACUAACUUUAGUUCUGCCAAUACAUAUACAAGUUUGGUUAAGCCUGUUGAUAAUAACACAGAGAUAUUUAUACCUAAUAACAUCACAGAAACUAUUUUGAAUAAUGGCACAUUGGUAUCAUCAAGUUCCCCCAUGUCAGAGUUGAAUGAAACAACUACAUUAUCAAGUUUCACAAAUAUUUCAAAUUCGAUAGUUAUUGUAAAUGCUAAUGUAACUAGAGAAGAUUUGGUCAUCAAUAUUGAUGAAGCAACGAUUCCUGAAGAUCAAAUAAAUGUAUCCGCGGUCACCACUAAAAUGUUCACCCAAAAUAGUUUUUCAUCUUUUAAUUCAACCACUUUUAUAUCAAAUAAAUCAGAGAUUGUAACAAGUAAUAAUAUGGUGAUAAAUAAUAACUCCGAGUUGUUAAACACGACUAAAAUCUUAAAUUAUACUCAAGUAACAUUACUAGGAAAUUUCUCUAACAAAACCGUUACUUUCCCGCCCACUAGGAGUUUAAUGAUAGAAAGUAUAAUAAAUGAACUUACUAAACCUCCUCUCAGAAUUAAAACCUUGGGCAAUUUAAAUGAUACAUUUGUAAAUAAAGCAGUUACAAAUAAAAGUUUAUAUUCAAAAUCCUCUUUUAGUAAUACAAUAUUUACCAAUAACCCCAGCAUAAACGACUAUAAAUCAAAUACAACUGUAAAUUUUACUCCUAUAUCUACUGAUAUCUCCAAUAUAAUUGUAACAGAUGAUGUUAUUGAUAUACUCAAUAAAUUGGAAGAUGCUGACAUCUCAUUGAAUAACACUGAAUUUUUGGAAAACCACACUAUGUUACCAAACGAUUAUAAAUUCGAUACAAGUGAACUUGUUUAUUCCACAUCUACUGAUAUUUCUAAUAAAAUUGUAAUAGAUGAUGAUGUAUUAGUUAAAAAAUUGAAAGCGACUGAAAACUCGUUGAAUAUCAGCAUCAUAUCUCUGGAACCUUCCACUAAAUUACUAUCGAGCAAAAUUGAUGAAAAAGAAGAGUCCGAAAAGUUUAAUUUCAGCAAGUUUAUAUAAAAACAUUAUCCGCUUAUUGAAUGUCAAAUUUAAAUAUUCUAAAGGUCUUGGUUUUAUUAUAAUUAUAUAAAUUAAAUUUUUUCGCUGAAAUCUCCUUGUAAUAAUUAUUUUUUAAAAUUAUAUCUCAUAAUAAUUAAAAUGUUUAUUGCGAAAGAUAUUUUAAUCAAUUCUUAAAAUUAUUAU